This is a messenger RNA of Lachancea dasiensis, 2475 nucleotides long. The record is from the annotation of a GenBank genome assembly. Lineage: Eukaryota; Fungi; Ascomycota; Saccharomycetes; Saccharomycetales; Saccharomycetaceae.
AUGAGCAGUGUGUCUCAAUUUAAUUUUAGCAAUAACAGUGGGGCACCAGGGACCGGGUCUCCAUUUGGUGGCACCAGCACGCCUUCAAAACCCGAAGAUAGCCAAAAACCGGCAUUUGGUGGAUUUGGCUCAGCUUUAGGGACUCAAUCGAGCCAGCCAUCUGGUAGCAUGUUCGGAAAGCCAUCUCAAGGAACUGGAUCAUUUGGGGGGCCGUCAUCUGGUUCAGGGACGCAACCUUUCGGUUCCGGAACCACGAAACCCACCAGUUUUGGCUUUGGAUUUGGUGGUGCUAGCCAGUCCAGUGGAGCCAACAAUGCGAGCCCUUUCAAUUUCACGAAACAAGAAGAACCAAAAAAGGAGGUCCAACAGGCGGCUCCCUUCACUUCAGCCGCACCACAACAAAAUGCGCAAGCCAGUAUGCCUUCAUUUGGUGGUAGCACUGGAUCUACUUCGCUUUUCGGUAAAGGAUUCGCAGCUUCGUCAGGAGCACAGGAGACCACUCAGAAGCAACCCACCGCCUUCAAUUUUGGUGGCCUCGAUAACAACAAAGAUGCCAAAGCCAAUACGCCCUUCAGUUUCGGUACUAAAAAUACUCAAGGUGGUGUUAGUUUCGGUCAGGAUCAGAAGCACGAUAGUGGCACCUCAUUAUUCCAGAGCAGCGGCCAAAAUCAGAAUACUGUGUCCGGUCCUUCCUUUGGAGGGGCCAGCUCAAAUAAAGAAAACGCUUCUAAGCCAUCAUUUGGAAGUUCGAAUGUAGAGCCAAAUGGAAAUGCCUUCUCGUUCGCUAAACCUGGCGAAAGCACCACAACGAAUACCAACGAUGACAAAAAGACGACAUUUAGUUUUGGUUCUUCCGUCAAAGCGGAGAAGUCCGCUGGCAAGCCUACUUUCGGUAACAGCUUACCCUCAGCUUCUGAAAAAGAUGUGAGCAAGUCAGGAUUUUCUUUCGGCUCUGGUGCCAAUAAGCCAUCACUUCCUAUGGGUCCUGACGUCACUGCAAGCAAUGAUAAGAAGACUACCGAAGAUAAAAAGGCUCCAUUCUCAUUCGGUGCGUCCACCCAGAACACUACGAAAACUGACUCUAAGCCCGCAUUUAGCUUUGGUGGUAGUGCGGCUGCCAAGGACGAGAGUAAACAAUCUUCCAGCUUCCUUGCCAACUCUGCUGUGAAAGAGGAUAAAAAGCCAGCGUUUAACUUUAGCUCAAACACUGCUAGUAACGGAGAGGCUAAGCAAGGCUCUAUGUUUUCGUCCCCGAGCUUGCAAAAUGAUGAAUCGAAGUCUGCACCGCUAUUUAAUCUGUCGGGGAAACCUCCAGCCGCCACCAACAAAGACUCGUCAAUCAAUACCGACAAAAAUCCUAUUGCGAAAACCUCGUCGCUUUUUGAUAGUAAGUCGGGAGCUGGCGACCAGGGCGCGAAAGGAUUGAAUUUCGGAAGUAGUAGCACUUCUGGCAGUGGCACGGCUUCAGCGCAGGCAAAGCCUGCGUUUGCUUUCGGAAGUUCAAGUGAAACCAAGAAGGAACAAGGUAUGCCUGCAGGCAGUAUUAACCUUGGAAAAAGGCAUUCUACAGAAGAACAGACCGAAGAAAGCACAUCCAAAUUAAAUAAUGCCCCUGAUACGAAGGAAAAAUCGGGUUUUAGCGGAUUUUCCCUUGGUGGGCCAAAAAAUGACGCUCCGUCAACGAAACCUGGUGCAUUUGCAUUUGGUUCAAAAACUGGGGAUAAAGAGCUUCCAUCCUCAUCAGAUAAUAAUGCCAGUGGCAGCAAGUCAAAUGAGUCCAAGGCGGCUCCUUUUUCAUUUGGCGCUGACAAGGGGCCCGCCAAAAGUGAAGUAGCCUCCAAAAAACCAGUUUCCACAAGCGUCGAGGACUCUCAGAAAAAGAUUGAUAUACAACCUAUCACAUUAGAUAAUAAGACGCUAGACGAUUUGGUAACGAAAUGGACAUCUCAGUUGGGAGCUUCUGCAGAACAUUUUAGCUUAUACGCGAACAAAGUGAAGGAAUGGGACCGAGUUUUGAUGUUGGGAGGUGAACAUAUUGGGCAGCUUUAUUCUGAUACUUUGAUGGCUGAACAAACUCAAAGUCGCGUUGACCAAUCACUGCAGUAUAUUGAAAGGCAACAAAGUGAGCUUGAAACUUUCUUAGACAACUAUGAAGAAAAGGCCGAAUCUCUCCUCUCAGGAGUGUUCACUUCUGCAUCUGGCUCGUCAGGUAACACUUACGAUCAAAAGAGGCAACAAGCAUAUCAAACGGCAGAAAUCCUGGAUGAUAAUAUAACGUCCCUAUCUGCCAACCUAUCUACCCUCAUAACCGAAGUGAAUGGUGUAAGCGAAGCUUUUAAUAAAGCCACGAAUAUGAGCGUCACGAAUGAAGAUGAAAGCACACAGCUAAUCAAACUCUUGAACUCGCAUCUAGAUGCCCUCAAGUCCUUAGAUCACAGUUCAGAAAAUCUCGAAACCAAGCUCAGGUCGCUUUAA